This is a messenger RNA of Rhineura floridana, 2610 nucleotides long. RefSeq names its product cytochrome P450 1A5-like. Gene Ontology annotation, biological process: hormone biosynthetic process; progesterone metabolic process. Lineage: Eukaryota; Metazoa; Chordata; Lepidosauria; Squamata; Rhineuridae. The coding region runs from base 128 to 1678 and encodes 516 amino acids. Gene Ontology annotation, molecular function: heme binding; steroid 17-alpha-monooxygenase activity; iron ion binding. The record is from RefSeq and is a predicted model, not a curated record. The transcript has 7 exons.
AGCGUGCCGGGAGAAAGGGAAUUCAGGCCGGCAAGAGCCGAAGUGGGCAUUCUGGGCUAAGCGCGACUAGACGAAGCGAGGCCGACGACAGGCUCAAACUUUUCCUAAGAUACUUAAAUCUGGGAAGAUGAAUGCUGUAUUGCUGGGUAGCCAAAACAUGUCAUCCACAGAAAUCCUCCUUGCCUUUGCUCUUUCCUGUCUGCUCCUGGUUGUCCUCAAAUCCUUCUGGCAGCAGAUCCCACAGGGGCUAAAGAGACUCCCAGGACCAAGGAACUACCCGCUCAUCGGCAACAUCCUAGAGCUGGGGAAGAACCCCCAUCUGGCGUUGACUCGGAUGAGCCAAAAAUAUGGAGAUGUGAUGCAAAUCCAUCUCGGCACAAGACCGGUGCUGGUGCUGAGCGGGCUGGAAACCAUCAAGCAAGCCUUGACGAAGCAAGGAGAUGACUUCUUGGGGCGCCCCGAUCUCUACAGCUUCCGGUGCAUUGGAGAUGGCCAGACUCUGACCUUUGGUAGGGAUUCUGGGGAAGUAUGGCGUGCCCGCAGAAAGCUGACCCAGAAUGCCCUGAAGACCUUCUCGGUUUCAGUCAGGCCAACAUCAUCCACUUGCCUGUUGGAAGAGCAUGUGUCCAAAGAAGCAGACUAUUUGGUAAUGAAGUUCCAGGAGCUGAUGAAGGAGAAGAAGAGCUUUGACCCUUACCGGUAUCUGGUGGUCUCUGUGGCCAAUGUCAUCUGUGCCAUGUGUUUCGGUAAACGCUACAGCCAUGAAGACCAGGAGCUGCUCAGUAUAGUGAACCUGAACAAGGAGUUUGGAGAGGCGGCCGCUUCUGGGAACCCUGCUGACUUCAUUCCUGUCCUCCAGUAUCUUCCCAGCUGCACCAUGAAGGCCUUCAAGGAUCUAAACCGGAGGUUCACUACAUUUGUGCAGAAGAUUGUUAAGGAUCAUUAUGUGAGCUUUGACAAGGACAACAUCCGAGACAUUACCGACUCCCUGAUUGACCACUUCCAGGAUGAAAAGCUGGACGAGAAUGCAAACGUCCAGCAAUCGGAUCAGAAGAUUGUCAAUAUUGUUGGAGAUCUUUUCGGAGCUGGUUUUGACACCGUCACCACUGCUUUGUCUUGGUCCCUCAUGUAUCUGGUGACUUACCCAGAAAUCCAGAAGAAAAUUCAGGAAGAAAUAGACCAAACAAUUGGCAGAGAACGGAAGCCCACAUUGUCAGAUCGUUCCAUGUUGCCAUACACAGAAGCUUUUAUCCUGGAAAUGUUCAGGCAUUCCACCUUCCUGCCCUUCACAAUCCCUCACUGCACAACCAGGGACACCUCACUGAGCGGCUACUACAUCCCUAAGGAUCUCUGCGUUUUUGUCAACCAGUGGCAAGUCAACCAUGAUCCGCAGCUUUGGCAAGAUCCUUCUACUUUUAAGCCAGAACGGUUUCUUACCGUUGAUGGGACUGGAGUAAACAGAGUUGAGAGUGAAAAGGUUCUGACAUUCGGCUUGGGCAAAAGGAGGUGCAUUGGAGAGAAUAUUGGCAAGGGCGAAGUCUUUCUUUUCUUGACCAUCCUUGUCCAGAAGCUGGAAUUGAGUGUGUGUCAUGGAGAGUCGGUGGACAUAACUCCCCAGUAUGGACUCACAAUGAAACACAAGAAGUGUGAACAUUUCCAGAUCAAACAGCGUUUCUAACUGGAGAUAGAUGGAGCGAGCAAAGACUAGGAGCACACCAGACUUACACUUUUGCUACACCAGAACAUUGUAAUUAGCUCACUGCAUGCAAGUAUGUCUCUCUCUCUCUCUCUCUAUAUAUAUAUAUAUAUCUGUGUGUGUACAUAUAUAUGCCCUAAUUCUCUGAAUGUGGAUACCUUUAUAGCAAAAUGGGACUAUCUGUGCACAGGAGGGGAGAAAUGGGUAAGCUUGGGGAGAACAUGAGGUUUGUAGAAUUUUUUUUUUUUAGGAAAGUGCCUAAGGCAUGGUUGGGAAACCUUUGGCCCCCCAGGUGAUGCUGAACUACAACUCCCAGCAAGCAUGGCCAGUGGCCAGGGGAGAGCCAAAGGUUCUACGCACAUACCCUAAGGGAUCCACAAAUAACCAAAUGAGAACUGAGCAGGCUUAGUAAUCACUUAAAAUUGACAGUAUAUUGAUAAACUAGGAGGGCAAAAUGGAAUGGAAGCAUCCUUAAAAGCAACCACUGCAGGCUGGCUGGCAUAUCAGAAAGGAGCCCUCUACACUGCAACAUUUUGUUGCAGGUCUCACUUGUAUUUGCUAAAUGCAAGCUAUGCUUCAUAAAGCAUGUUCAUAUUUUUAAUAAUCAUGAAAACAGAAGUUGGGAAGCUACAUAGUAAAGGAGUUUCAAAUGACUAAAAUGCCAGUCUUCCAGACGUAAGAGACGGAUAGGGAACCAACUCCAAGAACAUCUAGAGGGUGUCUCCUCUUUUAAAUCCCUCCUCUGGAACCACUGUUACUGUGAAGACUGUGGUCUAACCUCAUUAACUUCUCUUUAGUUUGGGUAUGAGGAAUAAUUAAGGUCUCUGCAAACCACUAGGCAGGGACUAGGGACUACCUGUAAAGUGUGACGUAUAGCAAUGAUGAUGUAUAAAUAAAAAUGGCUUUCUGUUAGA